AUGAGCUUUGGGUGGUGGCAACAGACGAGCCGCCCAGCUGACCAUCCGUACCCGACCCAGGCCCCCAAGGGCCGGAUCAGCGGACUGCCUACGACCUCUAGCGGUAAGCCCUUCCAGCUCUGGGCCCAAGGACUCUUCUGCACCGAGCGCAGCCUCGCCAGGCGCCUCAAGAACAACAGUUUCUACCCGUUCAUGCAGCAGCAGCCCAACGUGUUCGUGCUCGAGUACUACCUGGACACGCUGUGGAAGGGGACGCUGCUCUUCAUAGUAUGCAUCUUGCUCAUCAGCUUCGGUCUCGUGAGCGAGGUGCAGAAGCAGGAGACCUGGGGCUUCCCUGCCUACGGCGUGGGCGUGGGCCUGUGGCUUAUGAUCUCGUCGCUGCCGCGGCGCCGCCUGGUGCUGAACCACGCGCUUGGCGUGUACCACUUCUCCAUCCAGGGCCGCACCGUGUGUCAGGGCCCCAUGCACCUGGUCUACGUGCGCCUGGCGCUCAACUCGGACGCCUAUCGAAGGUGCUUCUUCCAGCUGGUUCUGUGCGGCCACAAGCUAGAGCCACUAGUGCUGGUGCAGCUGUCGGAGCGCUAUGAGCAAAUGGAAUACCUGGGCCGGUACAUUGCCCGGAAGCUCAACAUUAACUACUUUGACUGCCUGGCCACGUCGUACAGGCAUGUGGUCCGCCACUGGCCGCUGGGGACCACCUACAGCCCAGGCAUCGUGCUGCGCAAGACCGGUGCCUACGACGAGGGGAACCCUCAGUGGGACCCGGACGUGUGAUGCUGCCAGCAGGCAC
Budorcas taxicolor (takin) is the source of this 790-nucleotide messenger RNA. It is a transcript of the gene CATSPERQ, whose product is annotated as transmembrane protein 249. The record is from RefSeq and is a predicted model, not a curated record. Lineage: Eukaryota; Metazoa; Chordata; Mammalia; Artiodactyla; Bovidae. The coding region runs from base 1 to 774 and encodes 257 amino acids. The transcript is spliced from 6 exons.